AUGAAUAAUUCUUCUGAUGUUAUAUAUUUAACUCUGGAAGGCCAUGUGGAGCUGGAGAAAUACAGAUAUGUUUAUUUUGUAAUGGUUCUCACAAUUUACCUCUUGAUUAUUUCCUUUAAUAGUCUUGUCAUUUUUGUCAUAUUCACAAACAAAUGUCUCCAUGAGCCUAUGUACAUUUUCAUUGUUGCUUUGCUCUGUAAUGCUCUCUUUGGAACAACUGCUCUUUAUCCUAAACUUCUGACUGAUAUUUUGUCUGAAAUUCAAGUUGUUUCUUUUGAAUCCUGUAUAUUUCAGUCAUUUUGCAUAUACACAUAUGGUGCAUCAGAGUUCACCCUGUUAUCAGCUAUGGCCUAUGACAGAUAUGUGUCCAUCUGUAAACCAUUACAUUAUUCAACACUUGUGAAAAUGUCCACUGUUAAAAAGCUUUUAUUUUGCUGUUGGUUUCUUCCUUCCUGUGAAAUCGGCAUUUGUGCAAUUUUAACAUAUCAACGUAAGCUUUGUAAAUUCAAAUUAAAUAGAAUAUACUGUAAUAAUAGUUCAAUGAUUAGGCUGGGUUGUGGAGACUUUACUGUAAGUAAUUCAUUCGGAUUGUUUGUUUUAAGCAUUGCUGUGUUUCCUCCAUUGAUGUUUGUCCUUUUCUCAUAUAUGAGAAUCCUUUCAGUCUGUCUAAAGAAUCCAAAGGAUUUCAGAAAAAAAGCUCUACAAACCUGCUUCCCACAUAUUUUAAUUUUCAUUAUUUUCUCAGUCACAACAUGUUUUGAAAUUAUAAACACUAGAUUAGAAGAAAAUAUGCCUCACAUUUUCAGUAUGAUCAUGUCAUUGGAAAAUCUGGUUAUUCCCCCUCUAUUAAAUCCCAUUAUAUAUGGACUGAAACUGAAGGAUAUUCUGAGUAGAAUUAAGAAAAUGGUGUGCAAAAGUAAGACACAUGUAUGCCAGAAAGUUAUUGAACACUAA
Molecule: messenger RNA, 954 nt
Organism: Hemibagrus wyckioides
Lineage: Eukaryota; Metazoa; Chordata; Actinopteri; Siluriformes; Bagridae
Product: olfactory receptor 6N2-like
Exons: 1
Coding region: 1-954 (317 amino acids)
Biological process (GO): G protein-coupled receptor signaling pathway
Cellular component (GO): membrane
Molecular function (GO): olfactory receptor activity; G protein-coupled receptor activity
Source: RefSeq, a predicted model, not a curated record